CCGUCCAAUGGGUGGCGGAGGAGGCCUCCGCAACGGGCCAAUCAGGGCGGUGCGGAGAUGGUGACCAAUCAGCAGACGCCGCUGCCGGCUUUAUAAACUUCACAUAGGCAUUUGGAGGCUAUACUCCGACUGUGAAAGAAGGAAGCUAGCUAGCGCCAUGGCCAGAACCAAGCAAACCGCUCGCAAAUCCACCGGUGGCAAAGCACCCAGGAAGCAGCUCGCCACCAAGGCUGCGCGCAAGAGCGCCCCGGCCACCGGCGGCGUGAAGAAGCCUCACCGUUACAGGCCCGGCACCGUGGCUCUUAGAGAGAUCCGUCGUUACCAGAAGUCCACUGAGCUGCUGAUCCGCAAGCUGCCUUUCCAGCGCCUGGUGCGAGAAAUUGCCCAGGACUUUAAGACCGACCUGCGCUUCCAGAGUUCCGCAGUGAUGGCCCUGCAGGAGGCAAGCGAGGCUUACCUGGUCGGCCUGUUCGAGGACACCAACCUGUGCGCCAUCCACGCCAAGAGGGUGACCAUCAUGCCCAAGGACAUCCAGCUGGCCCGUCGUAUUCGCGGAGAGCGUGCACCAAUCAGCAGACGCCGCUGCCGGCUUUAUAAACUUCACAUAGGCAUUUGGAGGCUAUACUCCGACUGUGAAAGAAGGAAGCUAGCUAGCGCCAUGGCCAGAACCAAGCAAACCGCUCGCAAAUCCACCGGUGGCAAAGCACCCAGGAAGCAGCUCGCCACCAAGGCUGCGCGCAAGAGCGCCCCGGCCACCGGCGGCGUGAAGAAGCCUCACCGUUACAGGCCCGGCACCGUGGCUCUUAGAGAGAUCCGUCGUUACCAGAAGUCCACUGAGCUGCUGAUCCGCAAGCUGCCUUUCCAGCGCCUGGUGCGAGAAAUUGCCCAGGACUUUAAGACCGACCUGCGCUUCCAGAGUUCCGCAGUGAUGGCCCUGCAGGAGGCAAGCGAGGCUUACCUGGUCGGCCUGUUCGAGGACACCAACCUGUGCGCCAUCCACGCCAAGAGGGUGACCAUCAUGCCCAAGGACAUCCAGCUGGCCCGUCGUAUUCGCGGAGAGCGUGCAUAAACGAUGACCUGAUCUCCAAAAUCCCCCAAAGGCUCUUUUAAGAGCCACCUCCAUAUUUCAGUCAAAAAGGCACAAUUGUUCCAUUUGUACACGCCCCUUUCCCACCGUGUUCCCUGCUCUCGAGUCCCUACAGACCGUGGUUCGAUUCCAGGCUGUAUCAGGCUGAUUGUAAUUAAGAGUUGGUUCUUAACUGACUUGUGUCGUUUCAAUAACGCUCUCUAUAUGUGAUUAGAUGUAUGCCUAGAGUAGAAGAGGGGGAAAAUACACUAUCAGUAAUAAGUGAUAGUAAUGAUAUAGGGCAAACAACUGACUUUGAAAGUCCCAUGUUGCAGUGCCGCUGAUGAGAGGGGA
Messenger RNA from Oncorhynchus gorbuscha (pink salmon), 1420 nucleotides. Its product is annotated as histone H3-like centromeric protein CSE4. Gene Ontology annotation, molecular function: structural constituent of chromatin; DNA binding; protein heterodimerization activity. Gene Ontology annotation, cellular component: nucleosome. The record is from RefSeq and is a predicted model, not a curated record. Lineage: Eukaryota; Metazoa; Chordata; Actinopteri; Salmoniformes; Salmonidae.